Molecule: messenger RNA, 4265 nt
Organism: Eruca vesicaria subsp. sativa (arugula)
Lineage: Eukaryota; Viridiplantae; Streptophyta; Magnoliopsida; Brassicales; Brassicaceae
Source: the annotation of a GenBank genome assembly
GAGCAACAUAAACUCUCUCUUGUAUCAGCAGAAGUGCAAAGGACCACACAAACCACAAAAACGUAACAAGUAGAGAGAUCGCUUCUCUACUCAAAUCUAUCAGCCAAAAAAAAAACAUGGCUUCGCUUGUGUAUUCUCCCUUCACUCUAUCAACAUCCAAAGCAGAGCAUCUCUCUUCCCUCUCCAACACUACCAAACACUCCUUCCUCCGCAAGAAAGCUCGCUCCACCAAACCCACCAAAUCCUUGUUCAAGGUCAAGUCCGUUGUCUCAGGCAACGGUCUCUUCACUCAGACAAACCCUGAAGUCCGCCGUAUAGUCCCCAUCAAAAGAGACAACGUCCCCACCGUGAAAAUCGUCUACGUCGUUCUCGAGGCUCAGUACCAAUCAUCCCUCUCCGAGGCCGUGCAACAACUCAACAAGACGUCAAGAUUCGCCUCCUACGAAGUCGUUGGUUACUUGGUGGAGGAGCUUCGUGACAAGAACACUUACAACAGCUUCUGCAAAGACUUAGAAGACGCCAACAUCUUCAUUGGAUCUUUGAUCUUCGUGGAGGAAUUGGCUCUUAAAGUCAAGGAGGCUGUUGAGAAACAGAGAGAUAGGAUGGAUGCUGUUCUUGUCUUCCCUUCGAUGCCUGAGGUAAUGAGACUGAACAAGUUAGGUUCGUUCAGUAUGUCUCAGUUAGGUCAGUCCAAGUCUCCGUUUUUCCAACUCUUUAAGAGGAAGAAAGGAACAGGAUCAGCUGGCUUUGCAGACAGUAUGUUGAAGCUUGUUAGGACAUUACCCAAAGUUUUGAAGUACUUACCUAGUGACAAGGCUCAAGACGCGCGUCUCUACAUCUUGAGUUUACAGUUCUGGCUUGGUGGUUCUCCUGAUAACCUCCAGAACUUUGUUAAGAUGAUAUCCGGAUCUUACAUCCCGGCCUUGAAAGGUGUCAAGAUUGAGUAUUCAGAUCCUGUCUUGUUCUUGGAUACUGGAAUCUGGCAUCCUCUUGCUCCAACCAUGUUUGAUGACGUGAAGGAGUACUGGAACUGGUACGACACUAGAAGAGACACUAACGACUCUCUCAAGAGGAAAGACGCGACUGUUAUCGGUUUAGUUCUUCAGAGGAGUCACAUUGUGACUGGUGAUGAUGGUCAUUACGUGGCUGUUAUCAUGGAGCUUGAAGCUAGAGGCGCUAAGGUGGUUCCUAUAUUCGCAGGAGGGUUAGAUUUCUCUGGUCCAGUUGAGAGAUAUUUUGUUGAUCCUGUGACUAAACAGCCUAUUGUGAACUCUGCCAUCUCCUUGACCGGUUUUGCUUUAGUUGGUGGACCUGCGAGGCAGGAUCAUCCUAGGGCUAUUGAGGCGUUAAAGAAGCUUGAUGUUCCUUACCUUGUGGCGGUACCGCUUGUGUUUCAGACUACAGAGGAAUGGCUUAACAGCACGCUUGGUCUGCAUCCUAUCCAGGUGGCUUUGCAGGUUGCUCUCCCUGAGCUUGAUGGAGGGAUGGAGCCAAUUGUUUUCGCUGGUCGUGACCCUAGAUCAGGGAAGUCACAUGCUCUUCACAAGAGAGUGGAGCAACUCUGCAUAAGAGCUAUUAGAUGGGGAGAGCUCAAAAGAAAAACUAAGGCAGAGAAGAAGGUAGCAAUCACUGUUUUCAGUUUCCCACCAGACAAAGGAAAUGUAGGAACUGCAGCUUACCUCAACGUCUUUGCAUCCAUCUUCUCAGUCCUAAAAGACCUCAAGAGAGAUGGUUACAACGUGGAGGGACUACCUGAGACAGCAGAGACUCUCAUCGAAGAGAUUCUUCACGACAAGGAAGCUCAGUUCAGCAGUCCUAAUCUCAACGUUGCUUACAAAAUGGGAGUCCGUGAGUACCAAACCCUCACACCUUACGCAGCCGCCUUGGAAGAGAACUGGGGGAAGCCUCCAGGGAACUUAAACUCAGACGGAGAGAAUCUUCUUGUCUUUGGCAAAACGUAUGGUAACGUUUUCAUCGGCGUGCAACCAACGUUUGGGUAUGAAGGUGAUCCCAUGAGGCUGCUUUUCUCCAAAUCAGCGAGUCCUCAUCAUGGCUUUGCUGCUUACUACUCUUACGUGGAGAAGAUCUUCAAAGCUGAUGCUGUUCUUCACUUUGGAACACAUGGUUCUCUUGAGUUUAUGCCAGGGAAGCAAGUGGGGAUGAGUGAUGCUUGUUUCCCGGAUAGUCUCAUUGGUAACAUCCCCAAUGUUUACUACUAUGCAGCUAACAACCCCUCAGAAGCAACGAUUGCGAAGAGGAGAAGUUACGCGAAUACAAUCAGUUAUCUGACUCCACCAGCUGAGAACGCUGGUCUAUACAAAGGGCUGAAGCAGUUGAGUGAGCUUAUCUCAUCGUACCAGUCUCUCAAGGACACUGGAAGAGGUCCACAGAUUGUUAGCUCCAUCAUCAGCACUGCUAAGCAAUGCAAUCUUGACAAGGAUGUGGAUCUUCCUGAUGAAGGAGCUGAGCUUUCUGUUAAAGAAAGAGAUCUGACUGUUGGAAAAGUCUACUCCAAGAUUAUGGAGAUUGAGUCUAGGCUUCUGCCCUGUGGUCUCCACGUCAUUGGAGAGCCUCCAUCUGCAAUGGAAGCUGUUGCUACACUUGUCAACAUCGCUGCGUUAGAUCGUCCCGAGGAUGACAUCACAUCUCUUCCUUCUAUAUUAGCUGAGUGUGUUGGAAGGCAGAUUGAAGAUGUGUACAGAGGAAAUGACAAGGGUAUCUUAAGCGAUGUGGAGCUUCUCAAACAGAUCACUGAUGCUUCACGUGGUGCUGUUUCUGCAUUCGUUGAGAAGACUACAAACAGCAAAGGACAGGUUGUUAAUGUCUCUGACAAGCUUACUUCAAUCCUCGGGUUUGGUAUCAAUGAGCCAUGGGUUGAGUAUCUAUCAAACACAAAGUUUUACCGUGCCAACAGAGAUAAGCUGAGAACAGUGUUUGGCUUCCUUGGAGAGUGCUUAAAGUUGGUGGUCAUGGACAACGAGCUUGGAAGCUUAAUGCAAGCUUUGGAAGGGAAGUACGUUGAGCCAGGUCCAGGUGGUGAUCCCAUCAGAAACCCCAAAGUUCUACCAACUGGUAAAAACAUUCACGCCUUGGAUCCUCAGGCUAUUCCAACAACAGCAGCAAUGGCAAGUGCCAAGAUUGUAGUGGACAGGUUGAUUGAAAGACAGAAGAUGGAGAACGAAGGGAAGUAUCCAGAGACAAUCGCUCUUGUUCUUUGGGGAACUGAUAAUAUCAAGACGUAUGGUGAGUCUCUUGGACAGGUUCUUUGGAUGAUUGGUGCUAGACCUGUUGCUGAUGGUCUUGGUAGAGUGAACCGUGUUGAGCCUGUGAGCUUAGAAGAACUUGGAAGGCCUAGGAUUGAUGUUGUUGUUAACUGCUCUGGAGUCUUCCGUGAUCUGUUCAUCAAUCAGAUGAAUCUUCUUGACCGAGCGAUCAAGAUGGUGGCUGAGCUAGACGAGCCAGUUGAGCAAAACUUUGUGAGGAAACACGCCAUGGAACAAGCUGCAACGCUUGGCGUUGACAUCAGAGAGGCAGCCACAAGAGUUUUCUCAAACGCAUCAGGGUCAUACUCAUCAAACAUCAGUCUAGCUGUUGAGAACUCUUCAUGGAACGAUGAGAAACAGCUUCAGGACAUGUACUUGAGCCGCAAGUCUUUCGCGUUUGAUAGUGAUGCUCCUGGAGCAGGAAUGGCUGAGAAGAAACAGGUCUUUGAGAUGGCUCUUAUGACUGCAGAAGUCACAUUCCAGAACCUUGAUUCUUCCGAGAUUUCGUUGACCGACGUGAGCCAUUACUUUGACUCUGACCCUACAAACCUUGUUCAGAGUUUGAGGAAAGACAAGAAGAAACCUAGCGCUUACAUUGCGGAUACAACAACCGCAAACGCUCAGGUGAGGUCACUAUCUGAGACAGUGAGGCUAGACGCAAGAACAAAGCUGCUGAAUCCAAAGUGGUACGAAGGGAUGAUGUCAAGUGGAUACGAAGGAGUUCGUGAGAUAGAGAAGAGGCUGACCAACACUGUUGGAUGGAGUGCAACUUCAGGCCAAGUAGACAACUGGGUCUACGAAGAGGCCAACACAACUUUCAUCAAGGACGAGGAGAUGCUUAACCGUCUGAUGAACACUAAUCCAAACUCCUUCAGGAAAAUGAUCCAAACUUUCUUGGAAGCCAAUGGUCGUGGUUACUGGGAGACUUCUGAAGACAAUAUCGAGAAGCUCAAGGACUUGUACUCUCAGGUGGAAGACAAGAUUGAAGGGAUCGAUAGAUAA